AUGGUUCUCGUUUCGAGCCUUGCCAUAGCCCUCCUGGCCGCUGUCCAGGCUGUCGAGUCAGCCUCGGCCGGCUGCGGCAAAGCGCCCCCAUCUUCGGGCACCAAGUCCAUGACGGUCAACGGCAGGCAGCGCCAGUAUAUCCUCCAACUGCCCAACAACUAUGAUCGCAACAGGGCGUAUAGGGUUGUCAUUGGUUAUCACUGGCGCGACGGAUCCAUGAACAACGUGGCGAGCGGUGACUUCUACGCCCUGCGGCCCCUGGCCCGCGACAGCACCAUCUUCGUGGCCCCUAACGGACUGAACAACGGCUGGGCCAACAACGGCGGCGAAGACAUUACCUUCACCGAUCAAAUCGUGGCUAUGCUCAAGAACGAUCUUUGCGUUGACGAGGGUCAAUUCUUUGCCACGGGAUGGAGCUACGGCGGUGCCAUGAGCCACAGUGUAGCCUGCUCUCGGCCAGAUGUCUUCAAAGCCGUCUCGGUCAUUGCUGGGGCGCAGCUCUCUGGGUGCUCUGGCAGCAGCAAGCCAGUUCCAUACCUUGGGAUCCACGGCGCCGCCGACAACGUCUUGCCCAUCGGUAUGGGUCGUCAGCUGCGUGACAAGUGGCUGCAAACCAACGGUUGCGCUUCCAAGAAUGCGCCAGAGCCCUCAUCCGGGCAGCAAAGCCACAUUAAGACGACGUAUACUUGCUCCCGGGCACCCGUAACCUGGAUCGCCCACGGAGGCGGCCACGUCCCGGAUCCUACCGGCAACAAUGGUGUGAAAUUCGCGCCUACCGAGACAUGGGACUUCUUCAACGCGGCCGUCGCCGCCGGAAACUCGACCUCAAUCUAG
This is a messenger RNA of Canariomyces notabilis, 834 nucleotides long. Its product is annotated as carbohydrate esterase family 1 protein. Gene Ontology annotation, molecular function: serine-type peptidase activity; feruloyl esterase activity. NCBI's taxonomy places the organism in Eukaryota, Fungi, Ascomycota, Sordariomycetes, Sordariales, Chaetomiaceae. Bases 1 to 834 code for a protein of 277 amino acids. The transcript is spliced from 2 exons. The record is from RefSeq and is a predicted model, not a curated record. Gene Ontology annotation, biological process: proteolysis.